ACCGACUGUACAAUCCAACACAAUAACGACAACUCUCGCGCUCUAGGUUUGCGCGCGAAAGAAGCUCGAGCUGCGCUCCCAGCGCUCGCGCGUAUAAUCAAUGCAGCUUAAGCCUGAGGAUUUACCAGCUUAAAUAUCUGCUACAUGUAAAGGAGCCUCUCGUGCAAGGCUCUGGUACAACAUCCCCAGCCAACUCGCUGUAAGCGGCGGACUUGCGGAACUGUCAUUACUGUAUCAGUCAAAUACUUACGAUGAAAGGGUCGACGGCCUGACCCGAUUCGCAAAAUCGUUUCUCGUCGCGCGACACGCUGCCGAUAUGGCGCCAGCGGCAUUAUGUUGGACUUGAAGGCACCAGGCAGCUGAACAACUUGGAGCUUUGGCAGCCGGGUGGCUCGGGGACACGAUGCGUGCGCGCCCAACGGCAGCCGGGCGGUGGCGGGCGGGCACCUGCGCACCCGCCCUUACGCACCGGCAACUAGCUGCCCUUGCGCUCUUGGCGAUGGGCCUGGCGCUACCCGCAGCAACAUCGGCAAUGCGCUUGUGGCCGGACCUGGGCCUCUGGGGCCACGGGGACGUUGGCGCUGCCCACGGUGCUGGCGGGAGUGCCCAGGCGGGCUUCCGCGGCGCCUACGACUGGGAUGCGGAGGCGCGGGAGGAGGCGGAGGCGGCGGACAGCGGCGGCCUGUUCCACCUGCUGCGUAAGCUGCUGCAGGAGGAGGAGCAGGCUAGCAAACUGACGGAGGAGAAGGACCCGGUCACGGGGUGUCCGCUGCCCAAGGUGGACAUGGAGAAGGACCGCUACAGCUGUGUGAUGUGGAAGAAGGUGUGUGUGGACCAGAACGUGAUUGUGUCGUACGACCCCGAGACGCACCCCAAACACAGCAUGGGCACCCUCCCCUACCUCAACAUUACUGAGAUCAUGUACAACCUGCCCUCCAAGUACGGCAUUGGCGACCGCUACCGCAAGGGCAGCGCGCUACGCUUCCCCGCGCUGUACGUGCGGCCCUCCAACGACAUGGAGGAGGAGCCGGAGCUGCAGGGCGACCCCCAGUUCAGUGUGUGCACACUGCCCGUGCUGCUGUACGCGCACUACCCCUUCAACGCCGCGGAGACGUACCGAUACAUCUUUGAGAAGCUGGUCACACUGCAGCUGGCCGGCUUCUUCAACAAGCACGUGACGCUGGUGCCGGGUGUGCCGCCUGGCACCCGCGUGCCCUCCUACACCAAGUUCUGGUACGGCUCCCUGACGGACAAGGCCGUCAUCUCGCUGUCGGAGCUGUCCGCGCGCAAGCCGUCCAGCGAGCCCUCCAACGCCACCUGGGAGGGCCGACACAUCCGCUGCUUUGAGACAAUGCUGGGCUGCCGCGUGCGCUACGACCGCUACGGGCUCAAGUUCUACCGAGCGGCGCAGUACGUCGUCGACCACUACAAGCCGCAGUACCUGGCCCAGAGCGCCUCCUUCGAGCAGCGCCUGUUCGCCAGCCACAAGGUGGUGAUCCCGGAGGACCCGUCAGUGCUCAAGCUGGUCUUCAUCAGCCGCAACGACGACCAGUCCGCGGUGGGCCGCACCAUCCUCAACGAGCAGGAGCUGGUGCAGCUGUGCAACGCCGCGCCCGCCGGCGACCUGCCGCCCGCCGCCUGGGGCUCGCCUUACAAAAAGUACUUGUGCUUUGCGCACACGUUCGGCGAGAGCCAGCUGAUGGACGUGUGGGUGAUGCGCAAGGUGGACGCCAUUCUGGGCAUGCACGGCGCCGGCCUGACCAACGGGCUGUACAUGAAGCCGGGCGGGGCCAUCAUCGAGGUGCGGCCCUUCGGCUUCAGCGGCCGCGAGUCAUGGGCCAACCGCUACGCGCGCUUCAAGGCCUCCAGCCCCGCGGAGGUGCCCUGGCCCAUCCACUGGUACGGCAUCGACACCUUCAACGCCUCUCUGUCGGAGCCGGGCAUGUUCGAGAAGGAGGACAAGCCGCACUUCUCCAAAUUCCGGGUGAUCAAGGCGCGCGACCGGCACGUGCGCAUCACGUGGCCCUCCAUGCGGCACAUGCUGCUGACGGUGGCGCUGUCCGCCCGCACGCACGCGCGCUACAUGUCGCUGCGCUACGGCGGCUCCUACUACAUCACCGACACCCUGGAGCAGGCGGAGUGGCCCGGCAACGACCCGCACGUCAAGAAGGACUUGCAGCGCAACUUCACGAGCAUACAGGAGGAGUGGGACAUGGCGCUGAAGAUCCCCGUGGACCAGGCAGCCUUAGAUUUCGCCGCAGUACCAGACAAGCUUUAGAGGCACAGCGACGAGGUCGAAUGCUAGGCAGGGCUAAUAGCAUGGCUGGAUACUUGUACUGGAGCGGCGAGCGUAGCAUGUGGGGCUCUGGUGUACACAGUGCUUCAAGUGCCGUACAGGGGCUUUCCACGGGUGCGACGGGUGCCCCCAUGGCGUGUUAAUGCCAUGCGUGUGGGCUUAGGAGCUAGCGAAGCGCCCGCAUGAGCCUGCCCGAGUUCCGCGAACUUCCUCGCGAAGUAUUGUUUGCAGUCGGCCAGCCCCCGCCUCGGGGCGAGCGUCUGCAGCCCGCACGAUGUCCAACUGCAUCUUGGCAGUAGUCAAAUCGCCAGGAUGGGAUAUUGGGAUGGAUGCUGAUUGAUGUACCAUACACGUUACUCAAUAGUCAAUACGCUAUCUGCAGAUUGCAACUUUGAUAAUCACGAGUCCAUCAACGAAAGCGGCGCCCCCCGUCCAGCCCAGCUGCCCCGGCGCCGCACCACUAGUGUCACGCUCUUCUGGGCUCCAUGUACAAGCAUACCUACCAGCCUCAGCAGCAUGGUUCUACGCCUCGCCCCCGCACAUCUUUGCACGAUCCUACAGUGAGGGUUAACGUAUUUGCCUGACACGGUGUGGGCAGGGGGGGGGUAGAAUCUUCCGAAACAGACCCCAUGCCUCAAAUGGAUAGAGCUCAACGAGAAAAUCACGAAUCCGCUUUCAAAAUCGAAAAUGGGUUUCUGGGUGCAAAGUUAUGACCCCUCAAAGUGGCCGGUCGGUCGGUCGGUCUGGGGGUCCCAAGAGGUUUUGCACAGGUUCGUGCCAAGUUUUGUUCCUAGCGCUUCUGUCCUGCAGCACGCGGCGCAAUGGGUGCAGCUCAACGAUGCGUGCGUAGGUAUACGCCAGACUCAGCACACGUGCAUAGUUUGGGGCAGUUUGGGGAGCGGCAUGUCGGCAUUUCGGGAGAUGCCUGGGGAACUGGUCAGGGACAGGCCGGUGCCGGCCGGGUUUUGCAUGGAUGAACGUGUCAGCACAUUUCGUAUCAUCAAGUAACAUUGAAGUAAGCCGUUGCAUAGCAGGCCAGUCUAUCAGGAUACUUGU
This is a messenger RNA of Chlamydomonas reinhardtii, 3352 nucleotides long. RefSeq lists its product as uncharacterized. NCBI's taxonomy places the organism in Eukaryota, Viridiplantae, Chlorophyta, Chlorophyceae, Chlamydomonadales, Chlamydomonadaceae. The record is from RefSeq and is a predicted model, not a curated record. The transcript is spliced from 12 exons. Gene Ontology annotation, molecular function: glycosyltransferase activity. The coding region runs from base 404 to 2278 and encodes 624 amino acids.